Messenger RNA from Haliotis rufescens (red abalone), 3356 nucleotides. RefSeq lists its product as uncharacterized. The record is from RefSeq and is a predicted model, not a curated record. Gene Ontology annotation, molecular function: nucleic acid binding. The transcript has 15 exons. Lineage: Eukaryota; Metazoa; Mollusca; Gastropoda; Lepetellida; Haliotidae. Gene Ontology annotation, biological process: DNA integration. Bases 533 to 2848 code for a protein of 771 amino acids.
UCGCUUGGUGAGGUUUUCUGAGGUGCCGUUUUAACUGUAACCGUUACAGUCAACAUUCAAAGAGUGGCAGUAUGUAAUUUUAAUUAAUACAGAAGUGAAAGAGAAUUAACGACAGACAAGGAGACUUUAACAAUAAUGUUACUUUACUCCCGUGAAUAACGACGCAACAUGCAUAGAAUCAUUUUUUUCAUUCAGUUGAAUGUUACAGUUCAUGUACAUACCUUCAUUAGAUAAUCUAUAUUAAGUUUUAGAAAGAGUAGUUGGGCAUGCAGUUCUGUGGUGAGAUACUCGACUGGCUGAAUGAGACGGAAAAACUCUUCACUGCUCGUGCCGCAAUAGGAGGCGCCAAGAGCACUUGCCGGCACCGGAAGUAAAGUGGUCAGUGUCUGUUCACAGCUGUGGCUGCACAGUGACAGCAAUGUCUACACUCAAGAAAAAAUGGGUGGCUUCCUCGACGCGUCAAGACAACAGCCAGUGUACACCUCAGAGGUUCUUCCAGCUUGCCAGAUGAGAUUCCUGAAUACCUGUCAGAAUGUUGGAUGAUUUGAGGAAACAGACAGAGUCCAGUACAUCCCAACCAAUGGCAAGAGUAAAAUGUUCAAGAAAAAGAAGUAUUGGUGUGAUUUCAAAGGAGAAUUACGACUGCCUUAGAUUAAAACUUGAAGGAGGUGACAUUCCCAAGGAUAGCAAGACUGUCAAGUUUUACCAUGUCUGCCAGAAAAUACGGAAGUUCAAUUUAUCUUUGACAGAAAUUCACAACCCUGUCCAAGGAGAAUAUAGAUUGGAGAUUAUUGAUGGGGACAGGAAAAUAGUGAUAUCAAAGUCAGAACUUGAUAAUGUCAUCUGCAAAUUUUACACUGAGUUGCGGGGUUCUGGAGCAAAGAAAAUAAGAACAUUGAUAAACCAGUAUUAUGCUGGCAUUUCUCAGGAAGCCAUACAAGACUUUAUAGACAGGCAAGAUGACAGGCAACUGUUACAUCCUAAAUUUGUUAAUGCUGCCAAACUAAAACCGGUGAUUUCAAGAACACCAAUGGGGCGACAUCAGGUUGACCUUGUGGGACUAACUGGAAUGCCUGCAGAAAAUGAUGGUGAAACAUUCAUUUACAUCUUGUCUGUUAUUGAUGUUUUCACAAGAUUCUUGUGGCUUCGGCCUCUUUCCAACAAAAGAGCCUGUUCGGUGGCAUUGGAACUCCACAAAAUCUACUUUGAGUAUGGAUGGGCAAAUCCAAGAAUCUUACAAUGCGAUCAAGGCUCCGAGUUUAAGGGAGCAGUCAACCAACUCUGCAUUGAAAUGGGAACGAAGAUUGUCCGAAGUCGGGCUCACCAUCCCCAAUCUCAGGGAAAGAGUGAACGAUCACACCGGGAUUGGAAAAGCCAUCUGGAAUUUGAUCACAGCAAACAUGGUGAUGGAGAAAGCUUCAACUGGGUGGAAAAGUUGCCAGCAUAUGCUAGAAUACACAAUGAAAGCAUUCAUUCUGCACUUGGUUGUUCACCAUACAAGGCCAUGCUGGGCUGCCCUCCAGUACACUUCAAGAAUUUGUUGAGAGCUGGGAAUACAGUUGAUGCAUACUCUUGCUCUGAAGAAGAUGAGCAGUGCGAACUAUCUGCAGAGAGUGAUGAGGAUACUGGAGACGAAUAUGGCAUUAAUGGGAGAAUAGAAGCAAUCACAAACCUCAGGAAAAAUGUGCUGCAGGCGUCACUGACCAAAUCAUCAGAAAUGAUUCAAAAACACCACGAAAACAAGGACACAUCAGUGUACAAGAUAGGGGAUGAAGUUCUGGUGAGGGUUCAUGGAAAAGAUACCAGAGUCAAACGAGGUGGGCCCAAAAAAGGGAUGAAAAAACGCAAGGAAGGAACUAUUGUCGAAAUAGAUUCCCAGAACUCCCAAUUCAAGGUUGCCUAUCCGAACAAGCAUGUGCAGUGGGAGCAGGUGUGUGACAUUACUUCUCGGACAAGAAAAGAAGAGAAGAGGAGAAGAAUGAGGACAUAUGAAGAUGCUCUGCCAGAUGCAAGAGAAGAGGGUAGAAAGCCAAUCAAAAGGGGAAAAACACAGGAUGAAAAAGGAAUGGGAGAACAACAGGCUCAAACCAAGAGGAGAGACAAUGCAGAAACAAAAGGACACAAGAAGACGCCAACUAUGAAAGAACUGGAGAUGGAGGCCUCAUUCUAUGACCUUGACAUUGUGGACAAUGAAGGGGCUGGUAACUGCAUGUUUAUUGCAUUGGCUCAACAGCUUCAAAUACAUGACAUUGACAUAACCAGCCAUAAACAUCUGCGAGAAAAGGUUGUGCAAUAUGUGCAGGGCAAGCAGCGUCUGUUCAAGGACUUCGUGGAUAAAAACCAUUAUCCAAAAUUCAGAGACUAUAUCAUCAAGAUGAAGAUGUUGGGGGAAUGGGGAGACAACAUCAUUCUCGGGCAACAGCUGACCUCUAUAAGUGAGGAACAACUUCAAAGGCAUGAUGAGUUUGUCAGCGGCUUCCCAACACCAGACCGAAGAGUCAAUUUUGCAGAGGGAUAUCUGUCUCAAUAUAUGCAGCAAAAAAUGCUUCAGUACUUGAUAUCAGCUUUGACAUUAACCAGACUGAAAGAUACACGGAGGAUAUACUCGGGCAGUAUGCGACUGUUCAAGUGCAAGGUUGAAAAGAAGCUGGAACUUUUAACGCAAAAGCACAUGAUAGCUGCCACAGAUUACCUGAUGUAUGUUGGGGUAAAGGAAGCUAUAAUUUAUAUUCUGAUGGAUGUGCUGAAUAAACCCUAUGAAGAAGUCAACUAUGAAUGUAAAUCAACAGAAUUUGAUGCCAGUCAAGUUCCAGGGAGGGGUGUCCACAUCACUGUGGAUGACGAAUAACCAUGGCUUGGUUCACACAGGGAGGAUUAAAAUGCCACUGUUAUACAGGAUGACUGACUUGCUGGAUGAGUUGUGAUGAUUGUGCUUGCACACUGAUAUCAACACCCACAUAUAUUAUCUUUACAAGAAAAGUAAUUUGAUGUACAUGAACCACAGUGACAUGUCAUUUUGUAACAUUAGUAUUUCUUUGUAUGACAUUGUGUGAAUUUAUUAGGGCUGCAACGGGUUACUCGGGUACCUGGGUCGGGUGGGUACUGAGUAGGAUCCGGGUACCCACAGGACUGCCUGGACCCAUGGUUAGUCAUGUGAUAUAUUGUUUAAUGACAAAAAUUAUCUCGAACUCUAUGCUUACACUAAAAGUCACUCAUGUUCGCAUUUCUUUCUGACUAUGCACCCAUUCCUUCUGACUUAGGAUUUUCUUUUGGCCACUGAUAGUAAAUCCCAUUUCUAACUUGAGAGCAGAAUAUGAAUGCUAUGGGUCAAUAUUUCUAAUUUUAAGAGAUUUUGG